GUUGGAGGACGAAUCGAACCAAGCGCAAUUUCCCCUUGACCGACCACACGUUACCAUCAAAAGAGCAUACGUCGAAGGCAGCUAAUUGACGUAUCCCCGCAGGAGUUCUGGUUUUCCUCUAGGAUACAUACAUAGCGACUAGCUACCGCGUAUCGAUGGCCGAUGCUGCUUUAGCUCAUUUAUCUGAAUCCAACUCAGACAAAGGGCCUCGUACUUCUCCUUCUCGUCCUCAAUGUUCUGAAUAUGCCUUAGCUCGCAGCUGCGCAGACGCCAACGUAUGCAACGGUCCCAGCCAUCAUGCCUACACUGGCCGGCCCCGCGAAGCCGAGAAUGACGCAGUGGGAGGAACUAUGUACGACCAAAGGCUUAAUCGCGCCGUGGCUGUCCUGGACGGAGUGCGCAAACUCGGCGAUGCUGGCGCAAUUGACAAAGAGCGACUGUUCGCCGUACGCGACAAGAACACUCGACGGCACGGGUGCGACGGCCGCCGCCGGCGUCAUGACCGACUGCUACUGCCCGGCCUACCAGACGAUCGGGGCGUAAGUCUCAGGCGCGGGCGGCUCUUCAGGAUGUUUCGGGCUAAUAUGAUUUGCCAGGAACUGCCUCCAGAUUGUUUGCCCAACCGAGGCAGCGAACUUGUUCACGAAGCAACUGCUUGAGGGCGUCUGCCCCGGGGUUACGGCAGCGGAUAAUGUCAGCUUCCCACUCCAGAUUGGGAUAACGACGACGGCGACAAGCGCGGAAGCGAUGGGGGCAGAGACGUCGAGAGGAAGUGGUCUGGAUGGC
Molecule: messenger RNA, 786 nt
Organism: Colletotrichum navitas
Lineage: Eukaryota; Fungi; Ascomycota; Sordariomycetes; Glomerellales; Glomerellaceae
Exons: 3
Coding region: 156-659 (167 amino acids)
Source: RefSeq, a predicted model, not a curated record